AUGGUCAAUGAAUCUUGCAGCGCCAGCAGCGGGAUUGGUGGUGGCAGCAACGGGGUGGCCGGCCUGAGGCCCGAAGGGAACAGCAGCGGCAGCGAGAGCUCAAAGGACAGCUCGCGAUGCUCCACCCCCAUCCUGGAUGCCGAGCGGCACGACCGCCUGUGCGAAAAGAUGCGACGGAGGCAGGACUCCGGGGACAAGUGGUUCUCCCUGGAGUUCUUCCCCCCGCGGACGUCCAUCGGGGCCGUCAACCUCAUCUCCAGGUUCGACCGCAUGGGGGCAGGCGGCCCACUCUUCAUCGACGUCACCUGGCACCCGGCCGGAGACCCCGGCUCCGAUAAGGAAACCUCCUCGAUGAUGAUCGCCAGCACGGCUCUCAACUACUGCGGCCUGGACACCAUCCUGCACAUGACCUGUUGCAACCAGACGAAGGAGAUGAUCACCGCGCACCUGCACAAAGCCAAGCGGCUGGGGCUGAAGAACGUCAUGGCGCUGCGCGGGGAUCCGAUUGCAGAAGAGUGGCAAGAGGAAGUGGACGGCUUCAACUAUGCCACAGACUUGGUGAAGCACAUCCGUUCCGAAUUUGAAGAUUAUUUUGAUAUCUGCGUGGCGGGUUACCCCAAGGGCCAUCCAGAGGCAGAGAGCUACGCUGAUGACUUGAAGCACCUGAAGGAGAAGGUCUCGGCAGGAGCUGACUUUGUCAUUACGCAGCUCUUCUUCAGGUCGGAAACAUUCCUCAAGUUUCUGAAGGACUGCCAGGACAUCGGCAUCACUUGCCCCGUUGUGCCGGGAAUCUUUCCCAUACAGGGUUAUCAUUCUCUGCGCCAACUUGUGAAGUUGUCUAAGCUGGAGGUGCCCCAGGAGAUCAAGGACAUUAUCGAGCCCAUCAAGGACAACGAUGCGGCGAUCCGAAAUUACGGCAUCGAGCUGGCGGUGACCAUGUGCCGCGAGCUGCUAGACAGCGGCUUGGUGCACGGCCUGCAUUUUUACACCCUCAACCGGGAAGUGGCCACCAUGGAAGUGCUGAGGCGUCUGGGCCUCUGGAAGGAGGACCCCAGGCGACUCCUGCCAUGGGCCAUCAGCGCUCACCCCAAGCGGCGAGUCGAAGACGUCCGGCCCAUUUUCUGGGCUUCCAGGCCAAAGAGCUACAUCUACCGAACUCAGGAAUGGGACGAGUUCCCCAACGGCCGCUGGGGUAAUUCAUCCUCCCCAGCCUUUGGAGAGCUCAAGGACUAUUACCUCUUCUACUUGAAGAGCAAGUCUCCUCGGGAGGAGCUCCUGAAGAUGUGGGGUGAGGAGCUGACCAGCGAGCAGAGCGUCUUUGAGGUGUUCGGGUGCUACAUCUCCGGAGAGCCCAACAAGAAUGGCCACAAGGUGACUUGCCUGCCCUGGAACGACGACCCGCUGGCUCCUGAGACCAAUCUCCUGAAGGAAGAACUGGCCACAGUGAACAAGAGAGGGAUCCUGACCAUCAACUCCCAGCCCAACAUCAAUGGCAAGCCAUCCACCGACCCCAUCGUGGGCUGGGGGCCUAGUGGGGGCUACGUCUUCCAGAAGGCUUACCUGGAGUUCUUCACUUCCAGCGAGACUGUCACGGCCCUCCAGACAGUCCUGAAGAAAUACGGGCAGCGGGUGAAUUACCACAUUGUCAACGUCAAGGGCGAGAACAUCACCAACGCUCACGACCUGCAGCCAAAUGCUGUGACUUGGGGCAUCUUCCCCGGCAGGGAGAUCGUCCAGCCGACGGUGGUGGAUCCAGUUAGCUUCAUGUACUGGAAGGAUGAGGCCUUUGCCCUGUGGAUCGAGCAGUGGGCCAAGCUGUACGAAGAGGAAUCUCCCUCCCGCAUGAUCGUCCAGUACAUCCACGACAACUACUACCUGGUUAACCUGGUGGACAAUGAUUUCCCCCUUGACAACUGCCUCUGGCAGGUAGUGGAGGACACUUUUGAGCUGCUGAACUGUCCAGUCUGUCAGUGAAUGAGGUCCCCCAGGCAACCUGGCC
Molecule: messenger RNA, 1999 nt
Organism: Euleptes europaea (tarantolino)
Lineage: Eukaryota; Metazoa; Chordata; Lepidosauria; Squamata; Sphaerodactylidae
Gene: MTHFR
Product: methylenetetrahydrofolate reductase
Exons: 11
Coding region: 1-1974 (657 amino acids)
Biological process (GO): tetrahydrofolate interconversion
Cellular component (GO): cytosol
Molecular function (GO): methylenetetrahydrofolate reductase [NAD(P)H] activity; FAD binding
Source: RefSeq, a predicted model, not a curated record